Molecule: messenger RNA, 2410 nt
Organism: Culicoides brevitarsis
Lineage: Eukaryota; Metazoa; Arthropoda; Insecta; Diptera; Ceratopogonidae
Product: E3 SUMO-protein ligase PIAS2-like
Exons: 7
Coding region: 267-2228 (653 amino acids)
Biological process (GO): regulation of transcription by RNA polymerase II; protein sumoylation
Cellular component (GO): chromatin
Molecular function (GO): zinc ion binding; SUMO ligase activity; transcription coregulator activity
Source: RefSeq, a predicted model, not a curated record
CGACAUUUUAUCGAGGCUCCUAUUGAAAUUUAAUAACAUAAAAACCGCGUGAAAUUUCGCAGAAUUAUUUUAAAUUGCUUGAUAUUAGAGUUAGUGAAGGCCUGGACCAUCGAUAAACCAAAAAAAUUCCUCGUAAAUUGUGUUAAAUUCGCAUAAAUAUCGCCAAAAAUUGUAGCGCAUCAAAUGUUUUGUUAGAGAGGAACGAUUUCUUGUUGAGGACUGAAAAUUUGUUUGUUUUUUCCGGCGAGCUUGAUUAAUGCUUCAGGAUGCGACGGACUCGUGGGCAACAAAACCAGAGUCCUGAAUUUCUGGAAUUAAAGAACUUUGUGUUGUAUUUUCGCGUUCAGGAGCUCCAAAUCCUGCUCCAGUAUGCAAACAUCAAUCGUGUCGGCAAAAAAAUCGAUCUCCAGAGCCGAGCUUUGGACUUGCUGAAGACCCGCAUGAACGACGUCAAAGACAAGGUGCGCGAAAUUUACGAAGCAGCAAAGACCGGAGCUCUAGUCUCGGCCGAACCAUGCUUACCUCCUCUCACAUCGCCAUCUCCAACGCCUCCCACAACGACCGCAACUCACACGAGCAGUCGUUCGACGCGAAAUAGCGCUCCAACAGCGACAGUAGCUGCUCAACCCUCGGCUCCCGUCGUCUCUCAAUCUGUGGCACCUUCGAGACAACAAAAUACCGCCGUCGUCGCUCCCACAAUCGCCGAACACUACGGUCGCCAAAUGGCUCAUCCUGCUCCGGCAAUCAUGUAUCCGCGAAACUUUUCCGGGUACCCCAAUUGUCCCGAUGUGCGAUUAAAAAAUUUGGCUUUUUACGAUGUGCUUGGCACUCUUUUGCGUCCCUCGACGUUGUUGCCGUCGUCAUCGUUGCGCAGUCAGGAGAUUUCCUUCCCGCUUCACUUGACACCAUCACAAAUCACGGAAAUUUUGAGUAAUCGCGAUUAUCGGAACGACAACGAGACACUUAUCCAGGUCCAAUUGCGAUUUUGUCUCAUGGAAACGAGUUGCGAACAAGAAGAUUAUUUUCCGCCCGGCAUCAAUGUUCGUGUGAACAACAAACCGGUGACACUGCCAAACCCAAUUCCGACAAAUAAGCCAGGCGUCGAGCCAAAAAGACCUCCGAGACCCGUCAACAUCACGCAAUAUGUGCGACUUUCGGCAACAGUCACGAACACGAUUCACAUUCAGUGGUGCACGGAAUACAAUCGGGGAUUUGUGGCGGCUUGUUAUCUCGUGAGGAAACUCACUUCGUCAGAUUUGCUGAGUCGUCUCAAGGUUAAGGGACCAAAGCCGUCGGAUUAUACGCGGGGACUUAUCAAAGAAAAAUUAAAGGAAGAUGCUGACUGCGAAAUUGCCACAACCCUCUUGAAAGUCUCUCUGAUCUGUCCUUUGGGCAAAAUGCGGAUGACAACGCCGUGUCGCGCAUCAACCUGCAGCCACUUACAAUGCUUCGACGCCUCUCUCUACUUGCUCAUGAACGAGAAAAAGCCCACGUGGAAUUGCCCGGUGUGCGACAAGAAGGCAUUUUACGAAAAUCUCGUGAUUGACGGAUAUUUCCAGCAAGUUUUGGAGUCGAGUUUCCUCUCGCUUGAAGACUCGGAGAUCCAAUUGCACAGCGACGGGUCUUGGAGCACCCAUAAAGGAACUUGUGACACUUUGACUCUCGAUACGCCCAUGAAACCGUCGAAAAUUGAGGUCAUUAAUGAUGACUUAGAAGUGAUUGCCAUGGAACCACCAAAGACAGGAAUAAAGAUUUUCAGCAGCGGAAAAGCUGAUCAAAGUCGAAAACGAGCAAAUGAAACAACUGUCGAUUUAACCCUCAGUGAUAGCGAAGAAGACGACGACAUUCCAUUAAAACGUCUCAUGACGAAGGAGCCUGAGACAGCACGUCAACUUUUUGAUGACAAAAGUACAGACUCCCGAACCAAUGGCCAGGCAUCCGUUAUCAUGUCAGCACGCUCCAACGAGCCCAUCUCCUCAUCGACUGAUUUUGAAACUGUUUCUUCGAGCCGCAAAAGUGACGAAGUCGAUAACGUAUUAUUUCCCUCUGAGCUGCCCGAUCAAGUUGCUGACUCGGAAAAUGGAAUGUUCGAUGACGAUCCUCUUGGCGGUCCGUACAACGGAAAUCACAUGAACGUGGAUUUCGAGAAAUUUCUCGCGCCACAAAAAAUUCCACAGAUAAUUCCUCAUAGAGGAAGCUCCUCGAGCAGUUCUUCGGAUGAAGAUUGAGACGAAAUCUCGAAUAAAAAAUUCAAUUGUAACAUAAAUUAGUCGCUAAAUGUCUAGAGUAUUAAUUUUUUUAAGUAUUUCCCUUUCGGAUAGCGAACAAUAUAUUAUUUAUAUUAUUAUGUUAAAUAUUUUUCAUUAUUUUUUUUUUGAAUAUUUUCUUUGUAAUUUGACGUUAAGUUAGU